Messenger RNA from Exaiptasia diaphana, 2952 nucleotides. RefSeq names its product WD repeat-containing protein 76. Bases 506 to 2017 code for a protein of 503 amino acids. NCBI's taxonomy places the organism in Eukaryota, Metazoa, Cnidaria, Anthozoa, Actiniaria, Aiptasiidae. Gene Ontology annotation, cellular component: nucleus. Gene Ontology annotation, biological process: regulation of DNA damage checkpoint. The record is from RefSeq and is a predicted model, not a curated record. The transcript has 14 exons. Gene Ontology annotation, molecular function: DNA binding; protein binding.
ACUUUGGUUUUACGAGUCAUUGUGAGAAAAACGAACUUUUUCUCUUCUUCAAGCCUCACAUCUUUGCAAAAAUCCAAAGACUAUAUAUAUUGGCUGGUUUGUCACUAUCGGCGAUCGAGUGGUCUCAUUCGAUCUACAAAGCUCAUAUUGGGACUCCUGUGUUUAUUUUUCGGAGUAGGGAGGGGAAGGAAAUAAAAAAUACUUUGGAAUAAAUCUAAAAUAUCCCUGUAAUUUCUCUAAUUUAUUACAAAGCAGAUGCACUAAUUUUUCGGACAUAAGGGCACAAUAAAUAUCAUUUAGAUGCUUAAUUUUCCAGAAAGCGCUUAACUUUUGGACUAUCGAUUCUCUACGCUACCUCCCCUCCCUCAAUAUAAAAYUGCGCAUGUCAAGUAGUGAGCUGUCUAUUGAUAUGGCGGGAACAUUCAACAACAAAGUUGUUAUGUAACAUUUGAUACGAGUGCUGAUUCUUUGGGACAGYUUAGCGUUCUUUCAGGGUUUUCUCGCCAUGCCUAAGCGUAAAGCUGAUCAAUMUCCUGACCAACAGUUGGAGAAAAGAUUAAAGCAAGAACCGACAGUUAAUGCGAAAGGGUUGUCKUCUUAUGAACAGACUAUUCAGGAAAAUAUCCGCAGGAAUAAUGAACUAUUGGUAGAGCUCAAUAUCUUACAGAUUCGCAAUGAUCUUCAGAAACCAAAAGUUCCCCAAUUAACUAAAGUCAAGACUGUWAAAAUGAAAAAAAUGCCCAAAGAAGAAAUCCCAAGAAGACAAUCUCUGAGAAUAAGAAAACUAGAACCAGAUGGAGUGACAGCUGUACCUGAUUUACYAGCACUAACUUCACCUGUAUGGAAUAAGCCCAGGCAGAGGGGCCAAUGCCCUAUGAUUCUYGUAAGUGAAGGAAUUGAAGAAGAUUCAAAAGCACUACUGACUAGUUUAGACAACCUCACAGCCAAGAGAACUAAAUCACUUUCAAUGUCCAAACUGAGUGAAAAUGCAGACUGUUCAAGGUACAAGAAGCUAAUGGCUCAGAUGAAGAUUGAAACACAUCAUGUUACUAAAGCUGUUCCUGAUAGARUAUUUUCACUAGAAUUUCAYAGCAUGGAAACAAAGACACUUGUCUUUGCCGGGGAUAAAAGAGGAAAACUUGGUUUAUGGGACAUUGGUUCAGAGGUGGAAAGCAAUGUGUUUGUAUAUGAACCUCAUACAAGUCCCAUAGUUUCUAUGGCAAUGGAACCUAAYGACAGAAAUAAGCUGUUUACCUGUAGCUAUGAUGGUCUAAUAAAAAGUGCUGACUUCGGUAAAACUGUAUUUGAUGAGGUUUUCGCCAUUGAUGAACAUGAAACAUAUUUUACUUACAUGGCAUUUGGUACAACGAGCUCUAACACUUUACUAGCAUCCACUGGGGAUGGACAAGUAUAUGUUGUAGAUUAUAGAACUCGCAAAAGUAACUGUUCUUCGUAUCAAGUCCAUGACAGAUCGAUAAAAUGCUUGGAUGUUCAUCCUCAAAACCCAAACAUUUUUGUAACAUCUACAACAAAAGGAGUCAUAGCAUUAUGGGAUGCGAGGAAAGUCAAAGGUACCAGGUCCUUCUUAAACACUGUUUCUCAUGAUCGUUCAGUAUCGUCUGUAUUCUUCUCACCAAACACUGGCAAACAACUUCUCUCCACCAGCUUGGAYAACUUUGUUUCUUCUCGGCUACUUGGACGAAAUAAGACCAUUUUCAUGCAAGUAGUACUUCAAUUGGUGCUUCACUAUAAUUGUAGACAUGAUAACAACACAGGACGAUGGCUUUCUGCCUUCCAUGCUCGAUGGGAUCCUAAAACCAGCUCAUGUUUUGGUGUUGGAAGCAUGAAAUAUCCGCGACAGAUUGAUAUAUAUUCUUCUGAGUAUAAAGCCGGUGAGUUAACCUAUCUACAACAUGAGAAUUUUAACACCAUUACAUCAAGAAUCGCUUUUCACCCUACAAGAAACUUGAUUGCUGGAGCGAAUUCUAGUGGAAAGGUUUUGCUGUGGACCCCGUAGAGUUCGCUGACAUGGAAACGUAAUUUUGGAAGAUUGGACAGUAUUUUAACAAUUGAAUGACAAAUUUUAAAAAGUGACUUCAGUGCGAGUCUGAUUGUGAGUCUGUGCGCUCAACGUUUAAAAUCAUACCAGAACAUGCGGGAAUAGCCUCGAAUCUAUACGUAAAUUGAAUGUUUAUUCUAUUUUUCUAUCCCAUGAGCGCGGCUAUUCCAGCCUGUACUUGAAUUUUAAGAAUUGUCAAUAGUUCAUCCGUUUUGCUGUUUACAGCUCGUUCAGAAAACGUUGAAUAUUAUUUAAGUACUUUAUAGUGYAUUYCGCAAUGCAUUGUUGUUUGAUUUAAUUGCAGUUUUUGUUUGUUUKKUUKUKUKUUGKUUUKUUUUUCGCUUACAAAAUGACAAUUCUAAACUACAUUGGUUCUUUUGAAGUUUUUGACUGUACGGAGCUGGUGUAGUCACUCUGAUUCGAAACCAAAACCUCGAUUUGAACUCGAUAGAACAACUAACAAUGCAUUUCCAGUGCCGUAGCCGUAACUUUCGCUGGAAAAAAUCGCGCACUUUAAAUUUUGAUGUAAAUAUGAUGUAAGUGUCCAAAAUUCUGUAAAUUUGAUGUAAAUUAUUUCCAUUAAAUUUACAGAAUUUUGGACACUUACAUCAUAUUUACAUCAAAUUUACAACCUUUAAAGCGCGCGAUUUUUUCCAGUGUUUUUCUGAAAUAGACUAGCUGUACGUAGAUGGUUGUUCGAAUUACACGUGGAGACUUGCCGUAAAAUUGCAUGUUCAUCAAUUUAUCUAAAGAAAGUAAUAUAUAUUAUAAAACUUGUAACGGCUUGCUACAUAAUAUAUCGCUUUCUUUAUCUUUUAUGUUCGUUGUUGCUGUUCAAAUGAUAUAAAAGUAAAAAAUAAAAUGUUUUGUCAAUAAACUGAAUAUUUCAUGAA